Messenger RNA from Mercurialis annua (annual mercury), 1176 nucleotides. RefSeq lists its product as uncharacterized. Lineage: Eukaryota; Viridiplantae; Streptophyta; Magnoliopsida; Malpighiales; Euphorbiaceae. The transcript has a single exon. The coding region runs from base 1 to 1176 and encodes 391 amino acids. The record is from RefSeq and is a predicted model, not a curated record.
AUGGCUGUGAACAACAAGCUUGAGUAUGAGAAUCGUUUAGCAGUCCUGGAGGAGGAGGAACUGGGGCUGGAUUAUUCUGAGGUGGCUAAUGAAGAAGGAGGGGAAACAAAAGGCUGGUUAAUUGGGAGAUUCUUGACAGACAAAUCUGUUAACUUGGUAGCGAUGCGACAAGUCAUGGCUAUGGUCUGGAAGCCGGUGCGGGGUGUGAAGGUGUCGGAAUUGAAACCAAAUGUUUUCCUUUUUCAGUUUUACCAUGAGAUGGAUCUUGCGAGAGUUGUUAAUGAAGGACCUUGGACGUUCGAACAUCAUCUGUUCUUAUGUCGUGAGGUAAAGCGUGGAGCGAUAGUGGAGGAUGUUGAACUAUGGGAGGCGGAGUUCUGGGUUCACGUGAAUGAUAUUCCCCUUGGAUUCGCAUCAGAGAAGUUAGCAAAAGAUGUGGGGAAUGUGUUAGGAGGGUUUAUUAUGCAAGACAUCAAUCCAAAUAAGAAUGUUGGUGCUAAUUCUCUAAGAAUUAGAGUAAGAAUGGAUAUUCGGAAACCGUUGAAACGACGAACAAAGUUUAAGCGUGGUCCAAAUGCGUGGAGCUGGCUGAAUUUUCAGUACGAAAGGAUACCGAUGUUUUGUUUCUACUGUGGAGUUCUUGGGCAUUCAGAGAAGUUCUGUUCUCAUUAUUUUGAUAAUCCGAUACCUAAAGAACAAUUGCCGUAUGAUGCGGACAUGAGAUUUAAUCCGAAAAGAGUCGAUACCAAGCUUGGCGACAGAUGGCUGCGAGAUGACAGUCCUGUUAGGGUUUCCAAGGAGCAAGAAGAAGAUGACGUGGAAAUUCUAAAUGGUAAGAUUUCUGAAAAUCUUUCCAUUCAUAAUCCAAUAUUCAAAAUUGGAAAUACAGGUACUCGGAGGGAAGAUAUGGUUUACUCGGAUGGGAAUGAGAUUGUUGGGAGGAAGGAAAGUAAUUUGAAUAAGCAACAAUUCCCUAAAUCUAAGGGAUUAGCUGAAUCUAAAGUUUCAGAAGUCGAUGUUGUGGUGGAGGCGGAUGCUAAAAGAAAACGUGGAGUUAUAAGGGCUGAGAUGUUGGAAUUGGAAAAUGGGCCUAGUUUUCAUAGUAAUGAUAUGAUUAUAGACUCAAAUAGUGACAGACCGGCGGGUUCUGGAUUCCAGGCCCGCCCAAUACAAUGA